AUGUACAAAGAUUUUAAACAGAACUAUGGUUUGUUCGAUGAUUUGCCCUGUUCUUUUAAAAGGCAUGGCUAUAUAUGUGAACGUGAGUACCAUGCCAUGUGGUUUUGAUUGCUACAAUACUCUGUUAUAUUUUUAUUAAGUGUCGUGAAAGCUGUUGUUAUACAGUUGUUGCAUUUCUAUACGACAACUUAAAUAGUCUUAAUAUAAGAAACAAUUAUUUCAUUCUAUUCUAUUAUCAACUUUGUGUAGAUAUAUUUUGCCAAGAUGAAAAAGGUAUCUGAAAUAACAAAUCAGUGCUCAUACUAUUGGAGUAUAUUAUUAUUCAGUUAAUGCGUAAAAAUAUAGCAAACAAUUUACAUAUCAUGAUUAACACAACGUUGAAAACAGAACAAUAUGAGUUACAAGAACAAACUAAUAUCAUAUAUAGUGCCUUUUAGAAUUAAUAUUACAUUAUUUCAACGAAUCAAAGCAUUUUUAAUUCUUACGUCCUAUUUCACUUUUCUUGUUUCGUCAUACCUUUUCAGAUGUUCUGAAAACAGCAAACUGUUCAACUGUAGCUAAAACUGCACCAUCUACAAAGGGUCUAACAAAAACUUUAGUGACAGGUAAGUUAAAAUAGUUUUUAUGACUUUGAGUUCAACAACUUUAAUGUAAUUUUGUUCCUAACUAAUGUUUUACUCAUUUAAACUUCGCGUUACUCAUCAGUCCUUAGGGCCUGUUAACAUGGAGGGGGGAGACCUCAGGUAGGUGAGGUAACCCGCUUAGGUGGGGUAACUCACCGCCGACUGUCUAGAAUUUAUGAAGUUGAACCUAUAAAUGUUAAGGACAAGAAAAAUUGGUUUCUGCUUUAAUUAAUGAGAAUAACUCUUUGGAGACAUUGACGUAGUUAAGGCACCGGAAACGGACGGAAACCCAAGCAUAAAAAAGACACGUUACCGGGCCGUAACUUCACGUUUCCGCCGAAAGAAAGAAUGAAACAAACAGGUUUCCGAACGUAAUUUCGCGUUUUCGCAACUUAUUCACAUGAUCAUGAUUGCGGAAAUAUGCGAUCCUCGAAACGGAAAUCUUACGGAAACAUGUCAAAAAGUGUUCCUGUUACGUUGUAAACGCAGCGACGGGAAACAUGAAUAACCGUAAUGUAUCUGCUAACGGAAACACACGAUUGGUGCUGUGUUUUCGCGGCGGAGUCUCCUGUUCCCGCCAUGUUAAAGUUUACGAAUUCUUCUUUUUCGUUCUGUGGUGGUCACCCCACCUAGGCCUAUCGUGUAAACGUACCGUGAUCAAUUAAUUAAAAUGAGAGAUUUUAUGGACAGGCGGGUUACCCCACCUAAGCAGGUCACCUCACCUACCUGGGGUUCCCCACCUCCCUAUAAACAGGCCCUUAUUCUGAAAAAAAUAAAUCAUCACUUUAAAGCGUUGUUUGAGCCAACAGUUGGAAACUUUCUCCGUAGUAAUACAGACUGCUGUGCAGUCUAUCUACUUUGAAUUAUUAGAGAGAGUCACGUUUAUGCAAUGGCAAACGGCAAACGUUCGUUUCAAGUACAAAUUUACGUUUGCCCUUUUGCCGUAAACGUCACUCUUAGUUUCUCUAUUAUGAUAUUCCGCGCGAAAGUUCAUUCACACUACUGACAAAGUCAAUAACGCUAUAUGAAACCGACAAGCCAUUAGCUGCUACAAGGCCACACACUACGAGCCUCAGCGCUCCGGAAGUUAAAAAAUUCGUACCGUCUGGUUGCUAUGAAGUGACGUAAUCAUCCAGUUGAGUAUGGGACUCUGUAAAGUGCGGAUCCGGACGGCGGAUGCGGACGGCGGACGGCGGACGGCGGACGGCGGACGGCGGACAAUAAUAAAAAAAUAAAAAAAUAAAAAUAAAAUAAAACAAAAUAGACGUAUAAAAUAAAUAAACGAGAUAAAUGAAUAAGACGGCGGACGGCGGACAAUAAUAAAAAAAAAAAAAAUAAUAGAAAUAAAAUAAAAAAUAAAAAUAAAAUAAAAUAAAAUAGACGUAUAAGUGUAAAAUGGGGUUGACAGGCCUACACGACUCCCCAGCGCGUGUUUAAAAUAGCCUUUCUAUAGUUUGGCUCUCACGAGUAUGUCUUUGAGCGACCGCCCUCUUUUAUAAGAUACGAGGGGCGGUUUUUUGUAGAUUUCGCUCAGUAAUGGUUGUUGUUCUAUUAAAUGCCAGUUUUUCAUGAGAAUUUGCUUUAGGUUUGGCACUGAUGGUUGGUAUUGUGUGACAAAAGGCAAGAUUCGUUGGUUUGUCUUUGGUUUCUGUUGAAGGGCUAGUUUCCUGUCUUUGAAGUUCACCUCUGAGAGGGUUGUGUUAAUAAGAUCCUCUGGGUAACCCCUCUGUAGCAGAUGCGCUUUGAAAUUUGUAAUUUUCUCUUCGAAUAUUAGUUCGGAAGAGUUUGUUCUGAGGAGUCGGAGGGCUUCCCCUUUAAUGAAGCCUUUUUUAACUCCUUGCGGGUGACAGGAAGCAAAAUGGGUAUACUGAAAUGUCUCAGUUGGUUUGAAAUGAGUACGCACAUCAAGGAUUGCGUCUCUUUCGAAUCUUUCCCCUUUGUAGAUGUAGGUGUCCAGGAAUGUUGUUUCCUUAUCGGAAAUUUCAGCCGUAAAUUUGAUCGUAGGGUGAUGAUUGUUUGCUUGUUCAAUGAAAUGUUUUAUUCUGGCUCUGUUUGUAGUCCAGAGCGAGAAGAUGUCGUCUAUAUAACGUUUCCAAACGAGCGGUUUGAAAAGGCUUCGGCUAAGGAUUUCCGUCUCUACCUUGUUCAUGAAUAUAUUAGAAAAGGCGACUGCCAUUUUCGUGCCCAUGGCCGUACCAUGUGUUUGAAGGUAGUUUUUUCCAUUAAACUGGAAAGAGUUCUCUUGGAGAAUUAGCCUUAGCGCUCGUUUUAGUAGUUGUGUAGGGAUAGGAGGUUCGUUUCUAUAGAAUAUUUCGUAUGCUCUGGGGAGUCGUGUAGGCCUGUCAACCCCAUUUUACACUGCUCGUUUAUUUAUUUUAUACGUCUAUUUUGUUUUAUUUUAUUUUUAUUUUUUUUAUUUUUUUAUUAUUGUCCGCCGUCCGCCGUCCGCCGUCCGCCGUCCGCCGUCCGCAUCCGCCGUCCGGAUCCGCCGUCCGGAUCCGCACUUUACAGAGUCCCGUUGAGUAUCCAUCCCUGUAACACUUUUGCGGUCAACUACCGCAGCGCUCGUAAAGUACUUUAAUUAAAACCGUGUUCAAAACCCUGUAGGAAGUCUGUUUAUUUUUGAGUCGAUUAAUGUACUGCUGACUUUCACGAGGUCAACUUUUGCAUAAAUUAUCAAACAUUAUGUUAAGCGGGAAAUCUACCUAUGGUUCGCGGGAGAAGCAACUUCUAUAGCGGCGCAAGACAAAUGUUUCGAGAGUCGAGGAUGUGCUCACAAACUAUUCACUAUGCGACGAAAGGAGAAAUCACUGGCAUGAUAGCUGCAUGUAAAAGUAAUUUUAUCAAUCCAGGUCGCGCCGUGUUCGCUCGAGAACGCUGUGACAACCUCGUUUGGCGCGCUUCUCAAUACUUCCAAAACAUGUUGUAAUCGGUAAGUAGACUUAAGCACUUAGUAUCGCCAAGCCAUUCGAAUCAGUGUAUACCCAAUUCUUUGUCUGAAGAUUCUCGCAAACACAUAUACCAAGUAAAUCUGGAUGGAAGAGGAAAUUGUCUCCCUAAACGCAGCCAGAUUAUAUUUUGAAGGAUGGCGGCACAAUUCAACGCGUCUUCCAGGUCAGCCCUAAUUUAUAGUUCGUAAGAGAAUAAAUUGCGAUCUCCCUAUUAAGCUUUCUUUGAUAAAACUUCAGUAGAAACAAAACAACGCAGACAUGACAUUCUCCUGCAUGAGACACAAUCGGCUGAAGGAAAUAUCUGUUUACAAGUCGGGUAAAUUAUCCAUUCUUGCGUACCGCAAAAUCAGCUAAAAUCAGUCGCUGGAAACCUGGCAUAUUAGUAAGCCUGAGCGCUUCUAAGAAUACCACGUUUAGAACUUCGACGCGUAGGAAAAAAAAGCAGUUGUUCUAUAUCCUUUCUGGUUCAUCCAGGUAGAAGUCCUGGCAUGAUAUAGUUAUGCCUAAGCGCUUCUAGGAUAUAUAACACGUUUAGCAUUUCAACCCGUAGCCGCAAAAAAAAAAAAUUUAGGCAGUUGUUCUAUAUCCUUUCUGGUUCAGCCAGGUAGAAGUCCUGGCAUGAUGUUAUUAUGCCUGAGCGCUUCUGGGAUAUAUAACACGUUUAGCGUUUCGACCCGUAGCCGAAAAAAAAAAAAAUUAGGCUGUUGUUCUAUAUCCUUUCUGGUUCACCCAGGUAGAAGUCCUGGCAUGAUGUUAUUAUGCCUGAGCGCUUCUGGGAUAUAUAACACGUUUAGCGUUUCGACCCAUAGCCGAAAAAAAGAAAUUAGGCUGUUGUUCUAUAUCCUUUCUGGUUCACCCAGGUAGAAGUCCUGGCAUGAUGUUAUUAUGCCUGAGCGCUUCUAGGAUAUAUAACACGUUUAGCAUUUCGAUCCGUAGCCGAAAAAAAAAAAUUAGGCUGUUGUUCUAUAUCCUUUCUGGUUCACCCAGGUAGAAGUCCUGGCAUGAUGUUAUUAUGCCUGAGCGCUUCUAGGAUAUAUAACACGUUUAGCAUUUCGAUCCGUAGCCGAAAAAAAGAAAUUAGGCUGUUGCUCUAUAUCCUUUCUGGUUCACCCAGGUAGAAGUCCUGGCAUGAUGUUAUUAUGCCUGAGCGCUUCUAGGAUAUAUAACACGUUUAGCAUUUCGAUCCGUAGCCGAAAAAAAGAAAUUAGGCUGUUGUUCUAUAUCCUUUCUGGUUCACCCAGGUAGAAGUCCUGGCAUGAUGUUAUUAUGCCUGAGCGCUUCUAGGAUAUAUAACACGUUUAGCAUUUCCAUCCGUAGCCGAAAAAAAGAAAUUAGGCUGUUGCUCUAUAUCCUUUCUGGUUCACCCAGGUAGAAGUCCUGGCAUUAUGUUAUUAUGCCUGAGCGCUUCUGGGAUAUAUAACACGUUUAGCGUUUCGACCCGUAGCCGAAAAAAAAAAUUAGGCUGUUGUUCUAUAUCCUUUCUGGUUCAGCCAGGUAGAAGUCCUGGCAUGAUGUUAUUAUGCCUGCCCGCUUCUAGGAUAUAUAACACGUUUAGCAUUUCGAUCCGUAGCCGAAAAAAAGAAAUUAGGCUGUUGUUCUAUAUCCUUUCUGGUUCACCCAGGUAGAAGUCCUGGCAUGAUGUUAUUAUGCCUGAGCGCUUCUAGGAUAUAUAACACGUUUAGCAUUUCGAUCCGUAGCCGAAAAAAAGAAAUUAGGCUGUUGUUCUAUAUCCUUUCUGGUUCACCCAGGUAGAAGUCCUGGCAUGAUGUUAUUAUGCCUGAGCGCUUCUAGGAUAUAUAACACGUUUAGCAUUUCGAUCCGUAGCCGAAAAAAAGAAAUUAGGCUGUUGUUCUAUAUCCUUUCUGGUUCACCCAGGUAGAAGUCCUGGCAUGAUGUUAUUAUGCCUGAGCGCUUCUAGGAUAUAUAACACGUUUAGCAUUUCGAUCCGUAGCCGAAAAAAAGAAAUUAGGCUGUUGCUCUAUAUCCUUUCUGGUUCACCCAGGUAGAAGUCCUGGCAUGAUGUUAUUAUGCCUGAGCGCUUCUGGGAUAUAUAACAUGUUUAGCGUUUCGACCCGUAGCCGAAAAGAAGAAAUUAGGCUGUUGUUCUAUAUCCUUUCUGGUUCACCCAGGUAGAAGUCCUGGCAUGAUGUUAUUAUGCCUGAGCGCUUUUAGGAUAUAUAACACGUUUAGCAUUUCGAUCCGUAGCCGAAAAAAAGAAAUUAGGCUGUUGUUCUAUAUCCUUUCUGGUUCACCCAGGUAGAAGUCCUGGCAUGAUGUUAUUAUGCCUGAGCGCUUCUAGGAUAUAUAACACGUUGGCAAUGAAAUCGACCGCAGACUUUAAAAUGUUUUUUUUAGAAGGCACUGAAUUAUUUUUUCCGGACAUUUUGUUUGAUACCGCAUUUUUAAUUAAUUUUAUUUGUCGCCCCAGGAUGAUGACAUGAUUGCGUGAAAAUUGACGCCUCUAUCAUAUUAGAUGCGAAAUACGAUCAGAGAUUAAGGGAAUAGGGAAUGUUGCAAGCUACUGGGUAUCCAGCUGAGAUAGCUGACUUUUACUCAGCUAUCUCAGCUGGAUACUGAGGGGUUUUUUUGGUUGCUAAGACCGUGCAGCUCGUUAUGCUAGCUACCUCCUUCGCACAGAGCCGAUCUACAAAUGACGGUUCAAAGGCAAUUACUACGAUAAUAAGUACGAACAAUUUACUGUUUACCAUAUAAAGUACUACUAAAGUCUUACUGUUGUUUUACGUGCCUUUCUGGAGACAUUCAUCAAGUGUACGAAUGUCAGUAGACGUUUGCAGGGGGCGAAGUCAGUCGGUCAGUUUUCUCCAAGAACAUUGAUGCGGUUCUGGGGAUAUCCCCUUCCUUCUGCUUCCGGCUGUGUACUCAGCAUUCGUUAAGCCUAGCGGUAGCCAGGAGAGGAUAAAUCGGAUUCUUGCUUUGGCUCAUCUUAUGUCAUCCAACUACUUAAAUAGGUCAUUACACGCUGUUGCACAAAUAUGCCUGUUUUUGCUGAAUGUUUCUUUUCCUGUCACACUUUUAACAGAAAAAGCAAAGGCCACGUCAUCUCACAAGCUGUUCAGCGUUGAAGAGCCCAGUACAGAACCCGUCCCGAACACAUACAGAAAGACAAACACCCGUGUUACCUAUACAAACCCAAAACGUAGGUGUAUCUAUAGAUUUCUUUGCGUGAUUGGCAUACUACAGCCAAACCAUCAUGAAAUUAAUUAAUGUUUUUUGGGAGAAUUACUUAAAAAAAGUGCUGGAAACGUACAAGUUCGGUCAAGUUAAUAAAGCCUUUGUUGUGUAACCUGCAAUAGGCAUAGGCGUACGAGAAAUUUUUUGCCACGGGGGGCGGUAAACCGUUUGCCCAAAAAAAUCUCGCAAGUUGCUGAAAUUUUUACGAAAGAGUCGAAAAGAAAUGAGGGCCAUACUGCAACAACAUAGGCCGUCCUGGCAUAUGAAGGUGGCUCGAUACGAUUAAGAUGAAAAUACGGUUAAGAUGAAAAUUUGUCAUCAUCAGGGUUGCAAUGACAUCGGAGUUGUCAUAGCAACGAAAUGACUCCCCCCGCCCAUUACCUAUUUUACUUCAGCAACGAUUCCCGGCACGGGAACCGUUCACAGGAGCUUUUUUCUCCAAUACGGUCGCCUCGAUGUUCGUGAAGUUUAAGCAAAACCUUAAGAGCGUUAUCGAGAUAUUUUGAAAUGAAGUUUUUACUUAUUAGAAAUACGGUAAGAACAGGAAAAUCUUGAUUUUUGGCCAUUAUCUGUAGAAAACGAAGCGCUUUUGACCUGCAAUUUUACCUCAUAGUAGUUUUAAUCUUUUUAAAAACAUGUUUGAAAGAUCGUGGAGAUAGCUCUGCUUUCAGAUCUGCUUGAUUGCUAGAAUCGAAAGAAGGAUUUGAUGAGUAUGUAUCGAGACACUCUUGUUAGCGGUUUUGUAAACAUUUCGGUCUACUUUAACAAAUUAGCGAAUAAUUUUAAACUGCUCGAUAGAUUUUUUAAAAGAAUUAAAAUUCUUCUCGUAAUUCAAACUGAGAAUUAGUCAGCCACUUCUUCAUUUUCAUACACUCUAAAUCAGAAAGAUCUGUUUUAGCCCUAAAAACAGGGCCGUUUCGGUGAGUAAAAUACAGUCCUAUUUUUGGGUCUAAAUUGGCUCCUUUAAAUCAGGGUCAAUACAGUCCAAUUAGCUAGGGCUGAUUUGGUCCUAGGGCUGAAAUGGGCCCUACCGUGGGCUGGAAUAGCCUUUUGAUAGAGCUUUUUUGGCCUAAAUUUUUCUCAAAUGGCUCCAGGAAGGGCUGAAUCAGACUUUGGCCUGCAGGGCUGAAUUGACACUUUGGGGCUGAAACAGAUCUUCGUAAUUUACAGUGUACCCAUUGCUAAAUGCUAUCUGCCAUACUCUGUUCUUCGAGUAGAGAUUAUUCUAGAAAGUUAUGCGAAAGUUUAUUUUAAUCAAUUCACGACUGGAAAUAGCCCAUUCCAGCUAGUGCAGUGCAGUAUAGUGCCCAACCAAAAAAAAAGCUGCAAAUAUGUAAAUUACUCAUCACAUGCUAGGCAACCACUGUUAAGUAAUGUAACUGGAUUAUUACGCCGACUUCAGGUUAAUAUUCAGAUCUUUAAAAUAAUUAAAUAAACAUGGAGACGUCUUUAACAACUGGCUUUGCCCAAAUUUUCUCUCGCUGCCCAAAAAAUCUGAGUUGCCCAAAAUUUGGGGGUUGCAGCCCCCCUCGCCCCCCCCGGCCCGUACGCCUAUGGCAAUAGGGAAACAGAAUUUAGAAGAAAUUCCUGUUCAGUUAAGCUUAAUUAAUAUGUAACUUCUGAUGGAUGGGGUGAUUAAGGGGAAAGAAGUUUUUUUUUUUAAAUUUUCGUUGUCUUUCUACUUUUGCAGCGGCAGUUCCUGAGGAAGUCAUCGAUGAAUCUCCUGAUAUCACUGUAAUCAUCUUAAUUCUUCUAGCUGUUAUCAUACUGGCUCUUUUGAUUGUAUUUUUCAUCAUUUUUUCUCAGCGACGUCGCAGAAACAAAGCGAAAGGUACUCUUUGUUAUUCCGUUCGUAGAAUUUUGUUUUUAAUUCUGAAAAGUUUGUUUAACAAAUAGAUUCCAUGUUGCCGUGCGUCUGAUCAGUAAUAGAUCACAGAUGACCUCAAAAUGUCGUAAAAACAAAGAAGUGACACACGGGCCGCAGGCGAGUGUGUCACUGUUGUUUUUACCACAUUUUGACGUCCUCUGUGAUCUAUUACUGAACAGAACCACGGCAACACGGAAUCUAUUUGUUUUAUACAAUGAUCAGAAAAGAAAAAGACCGAUACACAUACCUGCCUCGAACCGCUUGACCUUUUGAGGAUUUGUGCUAGUUUAGGCAUUUUUUAAGUCCCAAACCCAACUUUUCAUCUUAGCUUCUUCUUUAUCUUACUUCUGUACAGUUUCUUCGAAAAGUUUUUCACCGUCUUUUCUUGCUCAACGAAGAAUAAUAGCGAAAACAUUUUGCAAAACAGCGAGUCUCUCGUAGCGAAGACACACGAUGGCAACUGUUGUGAAGAUUUCUUGUAGUUUAGGCAUUGUCAAAUAGUCAUUUAGUCAAAUAGUUUUUUCCGUUCAGCGUAGGCGGAUUGCAUUCUUCAUCGGGUUUUAGAUGGUUCAUUUGAUCACAGUUGAUUGGAAUUUCAUUUUUUACAGUACUUGAUAGAAAACAACACUUUUUGCAAUAGCUUUUUUGGUCUCCGUUUCUCCAUUUUUCUUCUUUGUAAAUAGCUCCUGCUAAACUUUUUCCGAUGCUUUCACUUGCCUCAAUCCGAAAUAAUCUCACAAACAUCUUCAAAACCGCGUGCCAUGUUGAACAAAACAAAGAAAACAAGUUUCCCGUGACGUCAUCUAUGUAUCUGUACUCUAAUAGAUCAUGGGCAACGACCAAUCACAGCGCGCGUAGCAUUCACAUCAUUGUAUAAAAUGUUAUCGCAACCGAACUAUGCUCGUUCCCAAGAAAUACGAUUUAAAGAUCAAAGGAAAUAGUUCCUUUAAAACGAAACUGCAUGUCACGUAGCCAUGGUGCUGCCCGAUGGUAGAAGGAACACAAGACUAAUCGUUUGGAAUUGAGUUCAUAAGAAAAGUAAAUUGACACUCUUUCACGACUCUGUUAAUCAUAAAAAACAUAGUCCUUUAAGCAGAAAUGCCUUUUCUACCAUUCUCCUUUCUAAAUUUAGGAGUACAUAGACUUGACGUCAUACAGACUUGUUGUUCCUUUAACGAUAUCGUCUUCUUUUGCACUUCUUUUAGUUUCGUCUCAGUCAGGAAAACAACCCAGAGACCCAAAACAUAGCCUGCAUAGCUCUACCGAACUUACAGUUCAUUUUAGCAUGACACAAGCACAGGAAGAACGUAUUACUAUUAAGACUGUUAAAGAAAGCAACGAAGAGUACGCAGUUGUAGAUGAAGAUAUGCGAAAAUCCAAGUGUGAUCAGGGAGGUCCAUCCAGCUCUGAUGGAGAAGGAGUGCAAUCGCCCCCAAAUGAUGAUCACACCGCAGCAAACCAAUCAGCAUUGAAGAAGAAUACAGAGAGGUGUGAUAAAGGCAACGAUCAAAAGGAAAAAGGACACCAUGUUUACGCCAACGUGCUUGUUAAAGAAAGUAGAGCGGUCAUGUUUUGUAAAACAACAGCUUCUCCGGAUGUGAGCCCGGACGUUACCUUCACAGAAGAGUGUUCGACAGUGGGUGAGGAUCCUGUGGAGGAUUUGAAUCAUUCAUUUUUGGAGAAAAGAAAAGAAAUAAACAGCAACGAGGCCAUGAGUGGACAGUAUCCAAAUAGCGGAACUGAGUGCAACGAUCACUUUUAUGCAGUUGUUGACAAAUCAAAAAAGAAACAAAUGGCUCCUAAGGUAGGUACUUUUAAACCACUUAGUUCCUAUUGAUCGCUUGGCUGAUAUCUUUGAAUGAUUAUAUGUUCAACAUUACCUUUUUUCACGGAUGCUAAGGGAAUUUCACACUCUUUAUUAUAUACAAUACAAUAUGAAAUACAAUCAAUUUAUUUGUGUUAUAAAAAUAUAAUAAAUGAUACCCGGUGAUACAAUACUGCUGAAAAUUAUAAUAAUUGAACAGGUGACAAGUGUAUAAUAAGACAAUGAUAAAAAUUAAUGUAUCCGGGAAUGCAUAUGUAAGAAGUACACAAGUAACACCCUCCUCCAUCCUGCUUACUAAAAACUAUGAAUAUCGCACUCAGUGGAAGAAUAAAUCGAUUUUGAAUAUAAGAUAAGCUAAAAACCCUAACACAUACAAUACUUACAUUUGCAACUGGCUGUUAGGGCUUUUAAAGCAUAAUAGUUUGCGGAUUCAAGUUUCUUGUUCCGAGUUUUGUUAAUUGCUAAUAGUAGCUAUAGUGGACUGCAGUAUUCAAGGUAUGGAGGUGUAUAAGCCUUGUACAACAUAAUUAAGGGAGAUGUCAACAGGCACCAGCUUUCUUAGUCGUCUCAGAGCUCCAGUCUUAGCAUAGACCUUCUUUAAAACAGCUGAUAGGUUGUCUUUAAAGGCCGAACAGUUUAUCUUCGAUAUGAACACCAAGAAUCUUCAGGAAACCAUUUGAUUUCGAUAGCAGAAUCGCCAUGAGGAAUAGUUACUUGAGAGCGCUUGGGUUUUCUUACCAUGGACUAACAAGUAAUUUGAGGCAAACCAGGAUGUCUGUGAAAGAUUCUUAAGAUCUUGAUUAAGAGAUAGUUCCAAAGCUGAAAUGUUGUUAUCGGAUGCAUCAGCGUCGUAGUGUUAUCAUCGUAGAGCCUCAGGGUUCAGAUCGUUGAUGAAUAUGUUAGACAAGAGUGGCCCCAGGAGGCUGCUUUGAGGAACACCACAAAAAACCGGUAACCAAUUAAAACUCUGUUAACCUUAACUCUUCGCUUUUGACCAGUAAAGUAGGAAUGCAACAAAUUAAUUGCCUCCUCAGCUCAUCACCAAAGACCACCAAUUUUUUUGGAACGAACUUUCAGUUUUAUCUUCAUUUUUCUUUUGGCCACUGAAGAAGGUUUGUUAUUAAAUAUUGGGCAAAUUUGUUUAAAUAUAUACUUUUCGUUUUAUUCUUUUGUUUACUUCUUCAUCGCCUUGCCGUAAGGAUCAGUUUGCCGUGUCAUACUUUUCUAUAAGUUGUUAUUGUACUGAUCCAGGUCUACAACUGAGAGAUCCGGCACCACUCAUUGGUUUAUCGCUGUGGAGUUGCUGAUAUUCUAUAUCCUUUGGUAUAUGUUUUUGCGGACUUGACAGUGCACAACGUUAACAUAGCAUUUCUAUAAUUUUGAUCCGGUUAUUGACCAAUGAAUAAAUAAAUCAAUAUUCAUUCUCAUUUUUGCAAGGAUUUUGCACCGUCUCUUCCUUCCUGUUUUGUUUUUGAUUGUGUGUUUCAUUACUAUUGUUAUUAUUAUUAUUAUUAUUAUUUUCACACAGAAACCUCUCCCUUACUCCAGUGGCCACCUCAUGUAUGCAGACAUGAGCCACUUACCGAACAACAAAAACGGGAAAGUUCACAGAGCAUGCGCUUCAACAGUUUACGCUGACAUCAAUCAUUCUGCUAAGAGAAAAGUGAAGACUGGAUGGAAGCCAAGGCUACCAACAAUGUAAAACAUAAAGUACAUUAACCCUCGGACGUACAGGGGUGGCGGUUGCCACCCCUCCUCUGAAGUUUUUCUCUAUAUAAACAAUAAAACAUCAGCACCUGACGGACACCUGACGUAUUCAGUUGCUGUUCAAAUUCGUUUAUCCCUUGUGCGCAUUUUGAGAUAAGUUUGGUGAUGGCCAGUUACUAUGGUUACUGAUAUGACGUCAUAAGUAGCAGGAGGUCAAGCCAUGUUUGAGUGAAAAUGCAUGUUUUUUCAUCUUCUUUCAACAAUUGAAGUAGGCUUGUGGAUAAAUGGAUGCAAAGUACUUAGUUAUGUGUUAUUUUACAUGUCAAGCACAAAAAAUUGCCAGUUCGCACAGUUUUAACCUGAUUUCCAAUUCUUGGUAAAAUCCAAGCUGACGACCAUGUUUGGUGACGUCACAGGUCUCCAGUAGCACCACCACCGAUAAAAUAUACCUCACCUUGUUGAGAAGGCUUUCAACUGAAAGCAAAAUCCUUUCGACAUACUGCAACAUAUCAAAAACUCUAGACAAGGGUUCCAUCACUCCCCCCUUGUACCACUGUGGGGGUAUGACAUUACGUGUACGUCCCAGGGUUAACGAUGAACACUUAACAAUUAUAUUCCUCGAGCCCGAAUGGGCUCUACGUCAAUAGCCAUGAGGCCGAAGGGCUAUUGACCCAGAGGCCAUGAGGGCGAGAGGAAUAAUUGUUUUAGUGAAAUCCAACUAGUUGGUCAAAAAUAUCGAGACAAAACAACUUUACCUAGACUUAAAUCCUUUUUUCCGUCAAAAAGCCGGCGCUUUUCGCUACUAGUGGGCUAUAACAUAUAGCCUAGUAGUAGCUCAACCAAUCAGAACGCAACAUUGAUAACAGACCACUAGUUGGAUUUUACUAAUAUGUAAUAUAAUGAUGGUGCUGUUUAGUAGCGCCAUGCAUAUGCUUACAUCAACUAAUGAUUAGAACGCUAAGCACAAUUAAUUGAAAACUACACAUGUUAAAAGAGUAAAGACUACAUAAAAAAAUUCAUGUUUGAUCUUAGAUUUAAAAUAAAAUAAUAAAGAAGUGUAUCCUGACUAAAAGGGUUAUAAUUGAAGAUGCCCUGAUAAAUAAGACGUUGUUUUUCUUUGUUUGACCCAGUUUGAUCUUACACGAGGUAGGUGAAAAUCGUCUCUCAACGCUUGUUAUUGUGAAUCGAGUAUUUCUAACUCUUGGAGAUCGGUGUACAGCGAUAUUUUUCCGAUCACUUUUUUAUGGACGAUUCAUUUUUUAGAAAAAAGUCUUAAUUCAUGUUGCAUAUUCGGGGUUGUAGUUCAUGUUUAAUACAAGAUUAUGGUUUCAACUCAUUUGAAAGAAACCUUCUCUGUCCUAUUUUAGUUAGUUAGUUGGUUAGUUUGUUAGUUCGUUCGUUAGUUAGUUAGUUAGUUUAGUUAGUUUAAAAACACUCACGUCGCAACCUAACUAAAAUAGGACAAAGAAGGUUUCUUUCCUUAAACUUCCGCUUGUGACGACACUUCCGUUUAUGCUCCAGCACAAAUAGCGGGAUGUGUCGGGAUGUGCGGCAGCUGUAGCCCUGUUUCUGAGGUUCCUCAACUAUCAAGCACGUCCUAUCCAAGGCAAAUAUCUUGUUAACGCUUUUUGAAAUCUUUUGAUCAUGAUGAGGUGUUGUCUAGCUAUAAGAACGAAUGAUAAUUUAGAAACAAACUAGCGACGGUAUUAAAAAGGGAAUUUACUGAUGCCGUUGGCGGGUUUAGAAACAUCUAUAAUGUUGACAACAAUCCAAAAAGUUUUCGUAAUAAAUCCAGUUCUACGGUGAUUUAGUACGUCCUGUGUCGCUUUGAUGAUUAUUUUGUUAAUUUUUAGGUGUUUUACGUGAUUCAACUUUUUGGUAUCAACUAGGUGUAGCAGCAAAGCACCGAUAAAAUGCAAGCACUAAGGAUGCAUUCAUUAUUAUAAGGCCAAGAAAAUUUAAUGCUACCUUGGUGCAAAUAAGUUUUAACUAGGAACACAGUUUCUAAUUUCUGUUUUACCGUUCUUUGAUCUAGCUGCACCCAUAAAGUCGGCAAUUCCUGCCAAUCGCCAGGGAAAUUCUAUGAGAGGCUUCUCAUGCAGUUACCUGAGAACGUACAAACUAAAGGACUUGACAAAACCAAAUAAUUAUAUGAAUUAUGAUUUUGUGAAAGAAAAAAAUACGUAGAGUACUUAUUUUCUUAGCUCAGCCGACUGGACGACUGAACCUUCCUAUUUUAGAGAAAAUUUAAGCCUUAAAAUUUCCUUAAAUUGUAAAUUUUAAAUAAAUUCAAAUGUGUGGAAAAUGGGGUUGACUUGUCCGCACGACUCUUACCUCGUGUUUUGAAGAAACUGAGGAUGAGUUGAAAGGGCCAGGCAUUAUAUAUACACUAACAUACAAGCAUAUAUUAACUAAUUUUUUUUGUGGUAAUUUCUCUAUGCCCCGUGUUGAUUUCAGUCUGAACAACGUUGUCACGGUGUUUUAAUUUAAGUUUUUCCCAUUCUCACUGUUAAUUUUCUGAAAAGGGAGAAAGAGAAAUUAAAAAGAAGGUAUGAGGAUGAGGGUUGCAGACAACCUGACUAGAGCGUCAACAAGAGGGGAUCAACGCUCCCGAUUCCAUGUGGAUGUGUGCACAUGCACGUACAUUAUCAAUUUAUAUAGUGAAGACCAGAUAAAAAGUUAUGGAGGAAGUAGAUAAAAUUCUAAAGAUUUCUCACUCACUCUUACAGUAAUUUUGUAUAGAUAAUGCUAAUCAAGUUAUUAUCAGUUUUACUAGUGACCAGUUCACGCAAUUAUCUACCAUAGUCAUCUCAUAAUGCCUUACUAUACACGAUCAGCCGGUUUUGUUGGGUAGCGUUACUUCUCUCGAUCCCACUACUUUAAAACAAAAUAGGCUUUUGUGAUCACGUCUCGUGCCGCUUAUUGAGAAAGGUUAUUAAUUCCGUUUCAACAAAGACUUCAGUACUGAAGCUUUAAGCACGAUCUGGAAGUGCCAUUACCGUACAGCAUACUUGCUUCUAAAACCAGGCUGAUUAAAACUGAUAUUUGGAUGAUGGAAAAACGGUUGACAUGUUUUGCUGAGAUCACCGCUGUUCUCAGUUUGCUAGGACUCAGAUUUCAAGUUCAAGGAAGUACUACUUUGAGUGAUAUACAUGAUGAUCUGAAACUUGCUAUAGUGUCAACGAGGCAAGGCAAUCAAUGACUUCUAUUUUACACCUUGUAGUAAUUGAAUCGAUAUUUGAUGCUGGUCUCUAAUGAUAAAAUUUUGUGAAUUAUUAUCUUGAUUCAGCACAGUCAUAAUCAAACCGGAAGGAAUGCAAUUCAGACCAUAAACUAGAAUAAAUUAAUGACUUGCUUUUGUAUAUUGUGUUCAAGUCAGUGUACAGUAGUUGAAGUCUCAAAAGUCAGCAAAGUCUACCGACUGUCGACCCUGUCAAUUAAAGAUACCUAAAACACAGCUUUUUUUAUACUUGUUUAAAGAGAAUAAUAUCAUUUUAAUUUAAUUGUGUUUUUUAAAAACAGUAUUUUUCCUUCAGGGUCAGACUCGUCUUUAUGGCUGAUCCCAGUACACAUUUCUUAUGGGACAUCGAAAUAUGAUUUUAACUUUUAGAAGCGCAAAAACGCGUGCAGAAAUAACGAUAGAGACUUUGUUUCAGGAUUGAAAGAAGAUUUCUCAUUUAUUGCUUCCUUUCAUAUGAUUAAUGACUUAAGCUUAGGAUGAUUUCUUUUUCUCUCAAGGCCACACGCUCCAUUACGGCUGUUCCCGGUACACAUUUUAUGCUACAUCUCGACAGAACUCACUUGAUUUUGAUAACAGCAGAAAAGCUUGCAAAGUUUAUGGAAGUGACCUUGUUUCUAUUGAAAGUAACGAGGAGUGGAACUUUCUGAAAGACGCUGUAAACAAAUUUCCACAGAGUUGA
Messenger RNA from Porites lobata, 16085 nucleotides. NCBI's taxonomy places the organism in Eukaryota, Metazoa, Cnidaria, Anthozoa, Scleractinia, Poritidae. The record is from the annotation of a GenBank genome assembly.